Venturia canescens is the source of this 2567-nucleotide messenger RNA. It is a transcript of the gene Cog7, whose product is annotated as conserved oligomeric Golgi complex subunit 7. Gene Ontology annotation, cellular component: COG complex. Gene Ontology annotation, biological process: intracellular protein transport; retrograde vesicle-mediated transport, Golgi to endoplasmic reticulum; Golgi organization. The transcript has 11 exons. The coding region runs from base 248 to 2341 and encodes 697 amino acids. The record is from RefSeq and is a predicted model, not a curated record. Lineage: Eukaryota; Metazoa; Arthropoda; Insecta; Hymenoptera; Ichneumonidae.
GCGGGAGGGCAUAAGUGAGAGGGAUAUGCAAGAGGGGGGAAAGAGGGUAAAGAAGAGGGGAAACGCAGGAGAAAUUAAUAAGAAGCGUCUAACGGAAUUUUCGAGAUGAGAAAAAUCGUGCGGGAAUUUCGUUCCAGAUGUAUCCGCGUUUUCGAAUGAUCGUUUCGAUGUCAAGGAGUGGAUCAACAAUACAUUCAAGUCGAGCGAAGCACAGGAUGACAAAGAUGCUUUUGUCACGGCACUGGUUAUGAAAUUGCAAUUGUACGUGCAACAAGUAAAUGGAGCUCUCGAAGAAACCAGUCAGUCGGUUCUUUCCGGACUGCCUAGAAUACUCAGAGACACUCAGCUUCUUCAGCAAGAAGCUUUAUCUCUCAAAGAGAAAAUGGUCACUGUCAAGCAGGAAAUUGCAAAGGUUGAAAAGGAUACAGCCACAUCGAUGACCACCUUGGAAAGACUGGAUAAAAUCAAAACAGAUUUGCAAGCUGCGAAACAAAGUCUUCACGAAGCAGAUAAUUGGAGUGUUUUGGCUAAUGACGUCGAAGAAGUUUUCGAAUCGGGGGAUGUUGAAAACAUUGCCACCAAACUUUUCAGCAUGCAAAAAUCCCUGUCAAUUUUAGUCACUGCUGUUGACUACGAGGAUAAAAAAAUGCAGCUUGAGGGCUUGAAAAAUCGUUUAGAGGCAAUGGCUAGUCCAAGGCUAGUUCAGGCAUUCACAGCCAAAAACAUGGAACAAUCUAAAGUUUACGUCAACAUCUUCAGCAAAAUGGAUCGUCUGCCACAAUUGCUCAAGUACUAUCACAAUUGUUCAAAAGUUUCUCUUUGUCAAGAGUGGAGACGGAUUACUGAGGUCGCUCAGGAUGAAACUGUCACAUAUUGGCUACACACUUUCUACGACAAAUUACUCUCUGAAUGGAAUGAUCAAGCGAAGUGGUGCAAUCAGGUAUUUCCAAAUACAUCGACAGAAAUUCUUAUGGAAAUCUAUGCCGACGUUUUAUCCUCUCUGGAUCCGAGCUGUGGCGAUUGCAUUAACCUUGCACUCAAGCAACAUUCAAAUGCCAUGCAAUUAUCUCUCCUUCUCGAACUGAAGCAAAUGACACGACAUUUCGCUGUUAAUUUGAACAACGCUGUAGAAAAUUCAAAUCAGCGAAAUACUUCAGAAAUCAAACUCGAAAAUCUUGCCAAAGCUAUUUACGCGCCGUACGUUCCGUAUGUGACCAAAUACAGCACUUAUGAGAGUGCACAACUUGUCCAACAACUAAAUUCCAUAGAAUUCGUUCACGACGAUCUUAGCGAUACCAUUAAUUCUUUAUCUCUGAGCAUUUCACGAGUUAUUGAUUACGCUAAUGAGGCUAACAAGAGAUGCAAACUUUUUACCGAUGGUUGCGGUUACCCUGGCCUUUUGAAAGCCCUCAACGUGUACUUGAAUCAGUAUCUCGAAAAGUAUAGAUCCGGAGUGAGACAAUUGGAAAGAAGAAAAGUCAGACACGAAGAUUGGAAUUUGUUUCAAAUGUGUCUAACCCUGAUGCAGAGUAUAGGUGAGCUAUUAGUCCAUGUGGAGCAAUUUGAGAAAACCCUCGUAAUCAACAUUGUUGAAGCGAAUAACCAGCUGCAGAGUCCAAACGGUGGUGUUUUCAAGAGAUAUAAAAAUUUGCUUUUGAAUUCGAGCGGUCGUUCUGAACUCGAGAAUUUAAUAGCGUCUCUUCAACAAGAGGACAAAACGAUUAUGGAUCCGAUAAUCAAAGCGAUACACAAACUUUGUGCCGAUUUGCACUUGACGACUUACGAGGUGAUAUUCGCACCGAUAUUCACUCAACUGCUUCUCGUACAAAAAGCUCCAGCGUGGACAACCGAAAAUGGCAAACCAUCGAAUUUGAGUUCAGACUUGCCGGAUUACAGUUUCGCGCCUCAAGAAUACAUAACUCAAGUUGGGCAAUAUUUAAUGACGUUACCUCAACACUUGGAGCCCUUUUUGCUGAGGGAUAAUCCGAGUUUGACCCACGCUUUGAGGGCUGCUGAUCCUCAAUACACUCAAGGCUCUACGGAGUCCGGCUUCACUGAUAUUCUCUUGGGAAUUAUCGCCAAAGGAACUUGUCAAAUGUUCCAGGAUCAAAGUUUAGGAAUUUGUGAAUUGAAUGCUGCAGCUUGUAAACAAUUAGCUACGGAUAUCGAUUACCUUGGCAAUGUGCUGGAAGAACUGGGCCUAUCGCUAUCAGAACAUUUGCAGCACAUGAAAAUGCUACUGAGAUUGACACCAGAAGAUUAUCAGUCCGGUAGCUCGGGAUGCAACCCCCGAGUUGUUGCAGCAGUCAGACAAAUGCGAAAUAUCGCAUCUUCUGGCUAAAAACCUCGGUUAUGGGAUCUUUCAUUUUUCCAAUCCUCUGUAUAUUACAUGAUGGGUGACAUCACAAACCAAAUUUGACUUUCGAGUAUUUGAGUUAUCUCCUUUGAAGCAUGACGCAUUUAACUAUUCGACGGGUUAAUUUAAUACUUUGUUGUUUAAGAACAGUUUGAUAAUGUAAAUAUUAAUAAAUUUCGAAAAUCAGAAUAAAUCCUGACUCUUGAAAUAA